Messenger RNA from Saccostrea echinata, 1607 nucleotides. RefSeq names its product arylsulfatase I-like. The coding region runs from base 1 to 1605 and encodes 534 amino acids. The transcript has 14 exons. Lineage: Eukaryota; Metazoa; Mollusca; Bivalvia; Ostreida; Ostreidae. The record is from RefSeq and is a predicted model, not a curated record.
AUGGAUGUGUUUAAGUGGACCAUUUACUGGCUCCUGAUAAUAUACCAUACAGAGGGACAAGUGGCUCCGAAUCAGAAACCACACAUCUUUUUCAUUGCGGUUGAUGAUAUGGGUAAUAACGAUAUUGGUUACAACAACAAUGAGGUCCUGACCCCAAACCUUGACAGCCUAGCGGAGGCUGGGGUGAUACUGGACGCUAACUACGUCUAUCCCGUUUGUACGCCUUCGAGAUCUGCUUUCAUGACAGGAAGAUAUGCUCAUAAAACAGGAUUCCAGCAUGAGGUUGUUGCAAACAGUCAGCCUGCUUAUAUAGAGAGUAAAUACAAGACAGUUGCAGAAAAACUCACGACCAAUUAUGGAUACGCUGCUCACAUGAUAGGAAAAUGGCACCUAGGAUUUUGUAAGGAAGCGGUGACACCAACCUUUCGAGGGUUUAACUCUUUCUAUGGGUAUUAUGGCGGCGGAGAAAACUACUACACUUACACAGCAGGAGGAUACAAAGACUUCCAUGACAAUCUAACAGCAACAACACCAGAAAACCCUAACUAUCCUCAAGAGGAUGAAGACGGGUAUUCAACGUUUGAAUACGCAAAAAGAGCCAUCAGCAUCGUGCAAAACCACAACAGCUCCCAGCCCCUGUUCUUGUACCUGGCGUUCCAAGCACCACAUACUCCUCUUCUGGCACCCCAGGCUCUAAAGGACAAAUACCCUGGUACCUGGACGUACACAGACGAAGGUGGAUCGACGGUCACUACAGAUAGAUCUACAUUUUACGCUAUGGUGACUGCGAUAGACCAGGCUGUUGGCGACCUCCACACCGAGCUGGAAAAAUUAGGACUCCUUGAAAACGCCAUCAUCGUGUUUACCUCCGACAAUGGCGGACUGCCUAAAGAAGGAGGAUUCAAUAACCCCUACAAGGGGACCAAGGGCACCUACUUCGAGGGUGGAAUUCGUGUUCCGGGAUUUGUGUAUAGCAAAAACUUACUUACCGUGUCCGGCUACAGAAACCAAGAAAUGCUUCACGCAAGCGAUUGGUUACCUACCUUCAUCAGUCUGGCUGGAGGAAGCGCAGAUUUGGCGUCAGACAGUGAUUUAGUGGAUAUUGAUGGUGUGGAUCAGACUCAGAUGUUACUUAACAAUGGAGUAUCAGCAAGGUCUAAAAUUAUUAUCAACAUCGACGACCUGAAAACUAGAUCAGCAAUCUUUGGUAUCAUUAAACAAUAUGGCACAGACGUUUGGAAAUACGUUCAAGGAGACAUUGGAACAAGAGAUAUGGUCUACACUGCGACAAAAGUCAGCAAAAAGAGGAAUUUUCUACAGCGGCUAAUGGACUCACUGAGGCGGAAAUUGCCCAAAAGAACAAAUCGGGCGAUCACGGACAGAUACCUGUUUAAAAUAUCUGACGAUGUCACCGAAGAUGUCAACCUGUACGGUGACUCAUCCUCCGAAAUUCAAAAUAUCCUAGCAGACUUACAACAAGAAGUAAGAGCUGAGAAGCGGAUUGCGGUGGACCCAAUAAAUCCGUACGAAUGUAGCAACGCUAACAACAAGGUCGACGGAUUCUGGACCGCAGGGGCGGGGGAUGGAUGGUGUGGUUGUACGUAAUA